Messenger RNA from Gallus gallus (chicken), 1279 nucleotides. It is a transcript of the gene CCDC96, whose product is annotated as coiled-coil domain containing 96. The transcript has 2 exons. Gene Ontology annotation, cellular component: axoneme; ciliary basal body. Lineage: Eukaryota; Metazoa; Chordata; Aves; Galliformes; Phasianidae. Gene Ontology annotation, biological process: cilium assembly. The coding region runs from base 35 to 1243 and encodes 402 amino acids. The record is from RefSeq and is a predicted model, not a curated record.
GCCCGGGUAACGGGGGAAGCCAAGGCGCGGCGGCAUGGAGGCGGCGGAGGAGCCCGGGGCGGAGGAGCGGGAGGAGAGCGGGGAUAACGAAGUCCCCGAGAGCGGACCCGAGGCGCUGAGCGCGGGGAGCGGGGAGCCCGAGGGCCCGGCCGAGCCUCCGGAGCCCGCAGAGCCCGAAGGAACCGCGCCGGGCGCCGGGGAGGAGCGGAGCGGCGCGGAGGAGGCCGCCCCCGCCGGCGGGGACCCGGAGCCCGCAGCCCGCGGCGAAGCCGAGGAGGCGGAGCGCGAGGCGCUGCUGGCCGAGUACCGGGCGCUGGAGGCCGAGCGGCAGCGGCUGCACCAGGCCGACGGCCGUCUGCAGCUGCUGCUGGGAGAGGCGCUGCGGUCGCAGCGGGGAGAGCGGCGGGCGGACGAGGCGGGCGGGCAGCAGCUGUUCGCCGAGCGGCUGCGGGAGCUGCGGGAGCUGUGGCGGCGGCGGGAGCGCGAGGCCGCAACCUGGCAGCAGCGGGUGGACGCGCGGCGGAGGGACCGCGCGGAGAGCGAGGCGAGGGCCGGCGCCGCCUGGGCCGCCUUCCAGGCGCGGAAGAAGGCCGUGGCCGUGCAGACCCUCGGGCGGCGGCGGGGCGGCAGGGAGGCGGCCCUCAGGACGGUGGGCGACAUCCAGGCCCGGGAGCGGGACAAGGAGACCUCCGUGCGGGAGGCCCGGCUGGAAAACGUGAAGGUGAAGCUUGAGGUCCGAAACCUCGAGAGCGUCCUGAGAGCGCACGGAGAAACGGGGCAAGGCCGCCACCUCGCAGAGCUCAACCACAUGAAGAAAGAGAACCAGAAGCUCAACGAAAAGCUCGACGGCCUCAACGGCGAGGUGCUGAAGCUCAAAACGAAGGUCGCUAACGCUGAACGGAUCCUCAGCCACGUCAGGGAGAAACUGCAGCUUGUGGAAGCUGAGAACAGAGGCCGGCAGGCUGAGCUGAGGGCCAUCACGAGCACCCUGCUGCAGAAGAGAGAUGCGCUGACCAAGGCCAAGCAGGCCAGGGACAGGCUGCGGGCACACAAGGUGAAGCUGCAGCAGCAACGUGGGUUGCUUGGAGAGGAGACACUGCUGUGGGACUUGGAGGAAAAGGUGAACACCAUGGAGUUGUUACAGCAGCAGCUGGAAGCACUGAAACAUCACCACGCCGGUCUGAUCCUCAAACAGAGGGAAAUGCAGAAAAAAAUCAGCAAAGCCGAUUCAUUUCUACCUUGAGGAUGAAAAUAAAGCACUGAAAAGAGAUACACCACA